Messenger RNA from Trametes versicolor FP-101664 SS1, 1143 nucleotides. RefSeq lists its product as uncharacterized. The transcript has a single exon. NCBI's taxonomy places the organism in Eukaryota, Fungi, Basidiomycota, Agaricomycetes, Polyporales, Polyporaceae. The record is from RefSeq and is a predicted model, not a curated record. Bases 1 to 1143 code for a protein of 380 amino acids.
AUGCACGAGGAAGAGUGGGAGCAAAACCGCCUGCUCGCUUCGUCCGCUCGCGCGUUCGCGCAAUCCGGAGACGUUAUCCCCCUUCGCCCCGAAGAAUUCGCAGCCAUAAUCGGAGUCCCCUUCCAUCCUCCCGAGUACACAGUGACGAACAGCGGCAUGCGAAUGCGUGUCCCCGUUCUCACUAUCUCCGUCGGACCCAAAACCACGCUUCUUGCCAUCCUCGCAUGUCGCACGACGUCCAGAUCAGACUGUUUGAUCGUCCUCUUCUUGACGCCCCAGCCACAGUCGCUCGUGCACCUCGUCGGACAAUACGUCAGGGCUGCGGCCAGCGUAGGGGAGAAGACGGGGGAAACCACAUUCAGCCGCUACCGCGCAAUCACCCUAUCGACGCAACAUCUCUCCCAAUCGUGCAUGACCACCGUCUACGUCCCCUAUCGCCUCCCCCAUCACGAGUUUGUCCCCGACCUCGCGCCAAGACACGCAGACUACUUCGGUCCGUGCACGGUCGAGCUGCUCCCAUGGGUGCGCACCCGUCUUCAACGCGCCGGAUACGUCCUGCAGCGCGAUGGGGACGACGACGAAACCAUGGCCGGUCCGUGGAUCUUCGACAACGAGCAUGACGAAGACACGACGCUCGUCCUCGUUGACGCGGAUGGUCGGAAGGAGGCAAGCAUACACCUCGGGCUGUGCUUCUGCCAAACGCGCUGCUGUGCGCACUCUCGGCAAACACAUUCCGAGCGAGCCCCGCAGUGGUCGCUUAGCGCGACGGUGUGCGCGUCUGGUCGGGGCGCGUCUUCCAGUACCCCGGGCAAGCGCGGCGCGUACGUGAAGAGGCACAUCCGUGCUUGGGAAGAUGGCGCGAAGGCUUUCAAGAGCGCGUCGGCCACAGUCACGCUGCGAUUCGCGUUGCUGUCGGACGUUGGGGAGGUCACGCGCUACUCUUUGGACAUCGACGUCCAGAGGCGACAUGGGCCUGCGCCCUCGCUAUCGAGCCUCUCACUAGGCCACGCGGCCAGCAGUUCCGCAGAGCUCAGCUCUAGCAGUGUAGGGGCCAACGGGUACUCCCCAGACCGCGUCGAGAGCAACGAAGAUGAGACUGAGGGGGAGGUCCUGGGAUACAUAGGACAGUACGGCUCGUGGUGA